Messenger RNA from Heterostelium album PN500, 810 nucleotides. RefSeq lists its product as uncharacterized. The transcript has a single exon. The coding region runs from base 1 to 810 and encodes 269 amino acids. The record is from RefSeq and is a predicted model, not a curated record. Lineage: Eukaryota; Evosea; Eumycetozoa; Acytosteliales; Acytosteliaceae.
AUGAAGAAAUUUAUAUUUAUAUUUAUUUUCUUUGGUUUGGCUGGUACAGUUUUAUCUUUACCAUCCUAUUUCACUUUCAAACCAAGUACUUACUACUGUCCAUAUGAAAGUCCAAGUUGUCCAAAAUACCUUUUGGAUGAAGUCAAUUCGAAAACCAAUAUCAACAUUGAGUUGCGUGACUUUGAUUUCGAACCACAAGUCAAUAAGAGUAUUGUUCUCAGUGGUGGUAGAAACAACGUUGUUGUCAAGGGAUUCUUUAUGACUGUUCAAGGACCGGUUCGUUUCUUCCGUGUUCAAGAGGCAUACAGAUUGGUACCUCUCGAUAAUCCACCACCCAAAGACGUAAAAUUCUAUCAGGUUCGUUCCUCAGGACAAAGUGCUUUCGUCGUCAAUGAAAACAGUUCAUCCGCUAUCAGCUCCUACGAUACCAGUGUCUAUAAUAGUAUUUUCUUGUUGGAUAAAGAUUGGUUGGAUUACAAAAUCAAAUCUGAACAAGCAAUUGUCUCUGGUUCAAUCUCCGAUGGCAAAUUGGUUGUGGCCGCUGUGUAUGUCAACAUCAAAGAUCCAGCUACCCAAUGUCCAAGUCUACCGUUGUUCAAAUGUCAAGAGGGUUAUGUAGUAACCUAUACCCGUCAGCCAGACAGAUGUUACGAUGCUGAUGGCUGCACUAAAACUGGUGGUUGCCCCUUGGUCGUUCCGCAAUGCUCAAAGAACUACAGAAGAGUUAGUAUCCCAUCAAAGCCACACGGAUGCUAUAAAUAUAAAUGUGAACCUGAUUUCUUGCCAUUAACAUCUUAUUCAAGAUCAUAA